AUGGAAAACCUACCCACCGACUUCUUCGUCACCAGCAGUGCGUACACACCCACCGCGUACCGCGACCAGUAUCCGUCGAUCGACCCAACAACGCCGGCACUCUCGCAGGCAGGCAUAGCCGUCAUCAUCACGGGCGCAGCGAUUGUGCUUGUGGGCCGCGAUGCACGCAAGCUCCAGGCGACAGAAGACUCGCUGCGGAAGAUCAGUGGCGGCGGCGUUGGCGAUACUAGUACUGGUACUGUCGAGUGCGUUUCUGUGCCGACGGACGUGGCUGAUCCGCGCUCCGCGGAGAAAUUGUUUCAAGUGGUGAAAGACAGGUACGGACAUGCGGACGUGCUGGUCAAUAACGCCGGUGUGUUCUCGUCGACAGGACCGAUUGCGUCUGUCGAUCCGAGCGAGUGGUGGCGGGACUUUGAAGUCAACGUCAAGCGGAUGUUCCUUGUCACGCGGGCGUUCUUGCGAUUGUUGAAGGGGCCCACGGGCACCGGCGCGGGCACAGAGUCGCGCAAGAAGGCGUGGAUCGUCACGAUGGCCACGGGGAUGGCGACGACCGGUGUGUUUGCCGGCAUGUCGAGUUACAGUAUCAGCAAGCUUGCGGCGCUGAAGGUGGGCGAGUAUGUGGCGGCCGAGUAUCCGAACGUGAGCAUCGUCGUCUUGCAGCCGGGUGUCGUGAUGACGGAUAUGGUGCUGGAGGGGUUCAAGAGGUUUGCCCUGGAGACGCCUGAGUUGGUCGGUGGCGUGGGCGUGUGGUUGAGUACGGAGGACGCGAGGUUUUUGAGCGGCAGGUUCGUGAGUGCAAAUUGGUCGGCGGAUGAGCUCAAGGCCAGGGAGAAGGACAUUGUGGCGGGCGAGGGAUCUGAAGGUUAUACUGGCCGGGAAGUUUGGCUUGGAGCAGUUUCAAUGAGAAACUGA
Exophiala xenobiotica is the source of this 912-nucleotide messenger RNA. RefSeq lists its product as uncharacterized. NCBI's taxonomy places the organism in Eukaryota, Fungi, Ascomycota, Eurotiomycetes, Chaetothyriales, Herpotrichiellaceae. The transcript has 2 exons. Gene Ontology annotation, molecular function: oxidoreductase activity, acting on the CH-OH group of donors, NAD or NADP as acceptor. The record is from RefSeq and is a predicted model, not a curated record. The coding region runs from base 1 to 912 and encodes 303 amino acids.